AUGACAGACCACCAAGUGAUAGACUUCUCUGCCUGCCGACUGCUUUCUGAAUCGUGUUCGGACCCAGCUGACACCCUGCCGACGGACUGUCGCAUGCAGACUAAGUCUAGCUGCGACAGUGCCGACUCCGGCUGCGAUUUCGACACGGAGUUGCCAACUGCAGCCCUAGAAAUUUGGAAGAACAACAGUUAUGUAGGUCCAAGGGGCGGAAUAGGCAGAACGACCUCUGCUUCCUCUCCUCCGAGCGCAGGCCAGUCAACCUACAACUUUUCUUCGUGCUCAUCUGAAGAAAGACUUUUUCAAAAUACCAAUGUCACCGGCGCAUUUGACACUUACAAUCUCCUUGAAACCUCAUCCGUCUCGUCUAAAGCCCCCCUACGCGGUGCUCUUUCUAGUGUGACUGCAAGCGAGACGCCCUCAAGAGAAAGCCCACCUCUUCAUGAAUCUAAUCUUUUUCCACAAAUUGAACAUCAACAAUCCUCCCGGCAGGCCAACUCUGAUGAAACAUUAUGUGGAGCAAAGUUCACAAACUCCCUACAGGAUAUGUAUGACGGUGAAAGGAACUUCAUUCCGGCUGGAGCAGUCCAUUUUCCCCGGCCUCGGGAGACUAGGUUUGACCAGGAGUCCGUUGCAGUGGCAUCGGCAAGACGAUCCGCUGCAAAGACACAAAAGCGUGGAACCAAACAGGUAACAGGAAAACUGAUGAAGGUCGCUCGUGCUUCGUCUAAGGAAAGCGAUUCACCAGCUGUCAUGAAGUCGACUGCUGCUGCUGAUGUCCAGUCACCUGGGGCCUCCUAUAAAUACCUCUCAUGGCGAGAAAAAGAUAGACGACGGCGUUUUCGAGAGGAGUGGAAGAACCUCUGGCUAGUUGUUCCGUACGGUUCAUAUGAAGUGAGUCAUUCGACAUCCCAUAAUCUUUUUUCUGAUGACAUUCUGCAUAAAUAA
Dibothriocephalus latus is the source of this 945-nucleotide messenger RNA. The record is from the annotation of a GenBank genome assembly. NCBI's taxonomy places the organism in Eukaryota, Metazoa, Platyhelminthes, Cestoda, Diphyllobothriidea, Diphyllobothriidae.